Mytilus trossulus (common blue mussel) is the source of this 1624-nucleotide messenger RNA. RefSeq names its product zinc finger protein 239-like. The record is from RefSeq and is a predicted model, not a curated record. The coding region runs from base 51 to 917 and encodes 288 amino acids. The transcript has a single exon. NCBI's taxonomy places the organism in Eukaryota, Metazoa, Mollusca, Bivalvia, Mytilida, Mytilidae.
GUGAUGUUUGUGAUAAACGCUUUAGUCAGCUUGGAAGUUUACGGCUGCACAUGAGAACACAUACAAGGAAAAAACCUUAUAACUGUGAUUUAUGUGGUAAUGCGUUUAGUUGGCGUGGGAAUUUAAGGACUCAUAUCAGAACACAUACAGGGGACAAGCCUUAUGACUGUGGUGUAUGUGGUAAAGGGUUUAGUGAGAAAGGUAGUUUACAGAGACACAUGAGAAUACAUACAGGGGAUAAACACGAUAAACCUCAUGACUGUGAUUUAUGUGGUAAAGGGUUUAGUCAGCUUGGUAGUUUACAGAUUCACAUGAGAACACAUACAGGUGAUAAACCAUAUGACUGUGACGUAUGUGGUAAAAAGUUUAGUGAGCAAGGUAGUUUAAAGACUCACAUGAGAACACAUACAGGGGAUAAACCUUAUGACUGUGGUGAAUGUGGUAAGGGGUUUAGUAAAAGUAGGGGUUUAUGGGAUCACAUGAGAACACAUACAGGUGAUAAACCUUAUAUAUGUGAUGUAUGUUGUAAGGAGUUUAGUCAGCAUAUUAAUUUACAGACUCACAUGAGAACACACACAGGUGAUAAACCGUAUGACUGUGGCGAAUGUGGUAGGGGGUUUAGUCGUAGAAGUAAUUUACAAGAUCACAUGAGAACACACACAGGUGAUAAACCUUAUAUAUGCGAUGAAUGUGGUAAAGGGUUUAGUCAGCAUAGUAGUUUACAGACUCACAUGAGAAUACAUACAGGUUACAAACCUCAUAAGUGUGAUGUAUGUGGUAAAAAUUUUAGUUUGCUGAGUCAUUUAAGAAGACACAUGAGAACACAUACAGGAGAUAAACCUCAUAACUGUGGUGUAUGUGAUAAACGGUUUAGUCAGUCUGGUACUUUACAGAGACACAUGAAAACGCAUACAUAGUAGGGUACAUAUUCACAUGAGAAUACAUGUACAUACAUACAUGUAGUAAUUUACAGUUUACAGAUUCACAUGAGAAUACAUACAUAGUAAUUUACAGUUUACAGAUUCACAUGAGAAUACAUACGUAUAUAGUAAUUUACAGUUUACAGAUUCACAUGAGAGUACAUACAUAGUAAUUUACAGUUUACAGAUUCACAUGAGAAUACAUACAUAGUAAUUUACAGUUAACAGAUUCACAUGAGAAUACAUACAUAUAUAGUAAUUUACAGUUUACAGAUUCACAUGAGAAUACAUACAUAGUAAUUUACAGUUUACAGAUUCACAUGAGAAUACAUACAUAGUAAUUUAAAGUUUACAGAUUCACUUGAGAAUACAUACAUAGUAGUUUACAGUUUACAGAUUCACAUGAGAAUACAUACAUAGUAAUUUACAGUUUACAGACUCACAUGUGAAUACAUACAUAGUAAUUUACAGUUUACAGAUUCACAUGAGAAUACAUACAUAGUAAUUUACAGUUUACAGAUUCACAUGAGAAUACAUACAGGCGAUAAACCUCGUGACUAGGGUGUAUGUGGUAUAGGGUUUAGUCGACUUGUUAGUUUACAGAGACACAUGAGAAUGGUUCACAAUGAGAACACAUACAAAUGAUAAGCUGCGUGAUUGUCAUGUUCACGGUAAAGUCAGUUAAAAAAUAAUCACGAUAAAGG